Lymnaea stagnalis (great pond snail) is the source of this 387-nucleotide messenger RNA. Lineage: Eukaryota; Metazoa; Mollusca; Gastropoda; Lymnaeidae. The record is from the annotation of a GenBank genome assembly.
GAAGCAAUCGUUUCCGGCAAAGGAAAGGUCGGCGGGCAUCCGGUUUAUGCCGGCGCGAUGGAUAUGUCGUUCAUCGGCGGUUCGAUGGGUUCGGCAGUCGGUGAAAAAAUCACCCGAUUGAUCGAACGCGCCAAGAAAACGAACGGUGCGGUCGUGAUAUUUGCCGCUUCGGGCGGUGCGCGGAUGCAGGAAGGAACGCUUUCAUUAAUGCAGAUGGCGAAAAUUUCCGCCGCGCUCGCACAGCUUCAUCAAAAAGGUUUGCCGUUCAUUUCCAUUUUGACCGACCCGACGACGGGCGGCGUGACGGCGAGUUUUGCGAUGCUCGGCGAUGUAAAUAUCGGCGAACCCAAGGCUUUGAUCGGAUUUGCGGGACCGCGGGUGAUCGAA